AUGUAUCUUAGGAAGCAGGUAAAAUUGUCCUGGUCUACAGUCAAUAGGAUUGAGUGUCUCAUAGACGUUUAUACGUCGGACGGACCCUUACAAACUCCUGACAUCUGUCCCGUGCUCAAUAAAUCUAGUGUUCCUCUCUCCGAGUCGGAGACCUCACUUCUUUCUAAGGGGCUGAAUUUCUGUCCCACGCCACAUGAGGUCGACGGAAAACAAGUCAGAGAGGAUACCCGAGCAUUUUUUCGGAGACUUCGACUGAAGGAGCACUUCUCUAGAAAAAACUCCGAUGAUGAUUCAUACGACUCUUCCCAGCCACAAUUGUACGACCUAGAGAAACACAAACUCUAUCGGCCCAAAAGCAACUUGGAACCUGCACCAGGCAAAUGCGGAGCCCUUGAGUCGUAUAUUGACGCCGUUGUGUCAGACAUUGAGAAACUCCUUUCCAUGCCAGACAAGGCCCCCGACAAUUUAAGUAAGGAAGAGAGAUCCGCCUUACAAUCAUUAAAGAAUCGGGAUGACAUCGUGAUCAAGAAAGCAGACAAAGGUUCUACAGUAGUAGUACUUGACAUAAAGGCGUACAUGGCGGAGGCCCAUAGACAACUCUCAGACGAACGUUUCUAUAAGAAACUUGACUCUGACUUUACUAAAGAAUUCUCCACCGCUAUCACCAAAACUCUCCAUGAAAUGUUUGAAAAUAACGGGAUUGGUAUAAACGUCUAUGAAACACUCAAUCCUAUUGACUGUAGACCAGGACAAUUUUACCUGCUUCAUAAAGAAGGCAUGCCAGGUCGCCCUAUAGUUAGUGCAAUCAGACAUCCCACGGAGAAAAUUUCUGAAUACAUUGAUUUGCAUCUCCGUCCACAUGUAGAAAAUCUGCCAUCCUAUCUCAAGGACACCACAGACUAUAUCAACAAGACGCCCUCGACUAGUCUUCCAGAUCAUACUCUUCUCGUGACUAUGGACGUUACAUCUUUGUACACCAACAUUCCGCACGAUGAGGGUAUCGAGGCCUGUAGAGAAGUCUGGGACAAUACUACAUCUACCUUGAUUGAUGGCGAAAUCGAGUUUAGUCUCCACACGAAACCCACCGAUUCUCACCUAUAUCUCAUGCCGACUAGCUGUCAUCCCCAACACACAUUCAAGGGUGUGCCUAAGGGUCUGGCUACCAGAACUCGUCGCAUCUGUUCAUCCCCUGCCUUAUACCAGGAACAGAGCAGUCUCCUAAAGUCCCAUUUAUGCAAUAGAGGCUACAAAGCCCACAACGUACAAACUGCUAUUGAUGAGAUGGCAGGACACGACAGACAAAACCUCUAA
This is a messenger RNA of Saccostrea echinata, 1311 nucleotides long. RefSeq lists its product as uncharacterized. NCBI's taxonomy places the organism in Eukaryota, Metazoa, Mollusca, Bivalvia, Ostreida, Ostreidae. The coding region runs from base 1 to 1311 and encodes 436 amino acids. The record is from RefSeq and is a predicted model, not a curated record. The transcript has 2 exons.